Messenger RNA from Corythoichthys intestinalis (scribbled pipefish), 1744 nucleotides. Its product is annotated as gastrula zinc finger protein XlCGF57.1-like. The record is from RefSeq and is a predicted model, not a curated record. Lineage: Eukaryota; Metazoa; Chordata; Actinopteri; Syngnathiformes; Syngnathidae. Bases 203 to 1414 code for a protein of 403 amino acids. The transcript is spliced from 2 exons.
UCCUGAGCGUUUCUACUUCCGGUUCACGUGACGCAACGUUUGUGUACCCUCGCCACACUUGCAGUUCUUUCGUCUUCCGCUCUCUUAACCAAACGAGCUCCUUCAAAGCACUCUCAUCGGUGUCCCACAGACGUUACCGAAGAAGACCUUCACCCUGAGAAGCACAAUCCCCCUCCACUUUAAACAGGAGGAGGCGUCGGAGAUGUUGUGUAUUAAACAGGAAGUGGAGCCAGACACCCCCUACAUUAAAGAAGAAGAACAGGAAAAUGAAAUCCCCAAGUUUCCAGGGACCGUCAGUGUGAAGAGCGAAGAAGAUGAAGGCCCAAGAGAAGAGAGCGAACCAGUGAAACAAUUGAAUGACUGCUCAUUUCAGCACCCAACAAAAAAAGGAGAGGAACAAUCGCAACCGGAUGACCUAUCAGCACCGCUCUCGGACAGCGACGACGUAACGUCACACUCUUCUGACACUGACACAAAUGAGGAGGAUGUUGACUUUGACCAAAAUGCUUUGAAAUCCUUAAACAAGUCAACAUUGAAAAGAGAGGCAAAAGAAUGCGUGUUUGGGAAACCUUUUCCCUGCACACUUUGCGGCAAAAGAUUUUCACAGAAGUCUCAUUUAAUAACGCAUAUGCGUACACACACUGGAGAAAAGCCUUUUGUUUGCAAACUUUGCAUCAAAAGAUUUUCUCUGAAGUCUCAUUUAAUAGCCCAUAUGCGUACACACACUGGAGAAAAGCCUUUUGUUUGCACAUGUUGUGGUCAAAAAUUCGCCGAGAAGCGAAAUUUAAUCCAGCACACAGGUACGAAAUGCGGUGAGAAGCCUUUCGCCUGCUCACUUUGCCAUAAAAGAUUUUCUAAGAAAACUAAUAAAGAAAAGCAUAUGCGUACACACACCGCAGAAAAGCCUUUUGUUUGCACAUGUUGUGGUAAAAGAUUUGCGGUAAAGAGAAAUUUAAACACACAUGAAAGAAUACACACUGGAGAGAAGCCUUUUGGCUGCUCACUUUGCAACAAAAGAUUUUCUCAGAAGUCUAAUAGAGAAAGGCAUAUGCAUACACACACGAGAGAAAAGCCUUUUGUCUGCCCGUGUUGUGGUGAAAGAUUCGCCGAGAAGGGACAUUUAAACCAACACACAAGCACACACAAAGUCAAGAUUUUCACCUGUUCACUUUGCGACAAAAGAUUUUCUCGGAAGUCUAAUAGAGAAAGGCAUAUGCGUACACACACUGGCGAAAAGCCUUUUCACUGCUCAGUUUGUCAUAAAGGAUUCUCUCAGAAGACAGACAAAGAAAAGCAUAUGCGUACACACACUGGAGAAAAGCCUUUUGCCUGCUCAGUUUGUCAUAAAAGAUUCAGUAUCAAGAGAUCUUUAAAGAAACACGCAAGAACACACACUGGAGAGAAAACCUUUUAGUUUCUCACAAGCAGUGAUGUCACAGAUUACUUAAAAGUAAUUUACUGAUUAAUGAUUGCAUCUCAAAAAAGUAAUGUAGUUAUUUUACUGAUGACUUUAUUAUCAAAGUAACAUAGUGUUUUCUGAAAUUUCCAGGUUCGCGGUGAAUCAGUAACAGGCACACUUUUGCAAAAUAGACAAUGUUUAUUGAUUAGAAAAUGCAGAAUAAAUGAGAUUUAUUGAUUACAAUCCCACAAGAGCAAGAAAACAAGUAUCAACAAAUGUCAACGAUGACGCUAGAUUUGAGUUUGUCAACCCCAGAAGUUACCGUUACAGCAAAACGAAAUGUCC